GCCGUCAGAUGGAUUUCAGGACAUGAUGGGGUAGCAGGGAAUGAAGCAGUGGACGAAGAAGCGAAAAAAGCCGCAAGGAGCAGCGCAGAAAACAGUCCACGAGAGCGUCUACCCCCCUACUUGCGCAAGGGGAUAAUGCCUAGCAGUAUCUCUGCUCUAAAACAAGCUCAGAGGCAGGAAUCCGUUGAGCGCUGGGCCCGCUCGUGGAGCCAAUCACCCCGUUUUGAACACGCAUCACGUAUCGACCCACGUACCUUGUCUGGUUCGUUC
Molecule: messenger RNA, 270 nt
Organism: Suillus clintonianus
Lineage: Eukaryota; Fungi; Basidiomycota; Agaricomycetes; Boletales; Suillaceae
Exons: 1
Molecular function (GO): RNA-DNA hybrid ribonuclease activity; nucleic acid binding
Source: RefSeq, a predicted model, not a curated record